Dioszegia hungarica is the source of this 3084-nucleotide messenger RNA. RefSeq names its product plasma membrane fusion protein PRM1. NCBI's taxonomy places the organism in Eukaryota, Fungi, Basidiomycota, Tremellomycetes, Tremellales, Bulleribasidiaceae. Bases 1 to 3084 code for a protein of 1027 amino acids. The transcript has 5 exons. The record is from RefSeq and is a predicted model, not a curated record. Gene Ontology annotation, cellular component: mating projection tip.
AUGUCCGGCGCAGAAUACCUCGCCCCACCCCGAACCAACUAUAUCAACCCGGACCACAUCGUCCCUCUUACCCCGCCCUCCACUCGACCCCCUUUCGCGCACUAUCACUCGACCGCCUCUCUACCGCACACUCCGACCGAUAUGGACCGGUACAAGUCACCUCCACCCCCCGCGGCAUCCGGUACCCGGCUCCGACCCCAUCUUACCCUCGCUCCCCGGUUACUCCUCACUACCCUCUCCCCCGCUCUCAUUCCCCUAAUCCUCACUAUCGCCCACCUGAUCGCCAAUCGCUCCUCUACGACGGACAUGGCGGCCUCUCUCCGUUCGAGUAUGCUCUCGGCGUGCUCUGGGCUCGCGAAGGGUGCAGCCACUCUGCAGACUUUGCCGCGGUACCUCGCGAUGCAGACGAAUGAGGAGAUGGUUCGCGCGGCGCAGGCGACGAUCAGGGGUAUAGGGAGCGUCUUGAUGGAUGUGGUGACGGUGGUGGAAGUGGUGGUGAUUUUUAUGCUGGAUACGUACAGGAGCUUGCUCAUGUGCACGAUUGAGCUGGCCGUGAGGGGAACGCUGGAGUUGAUGAUUGGAGCAGUCAAGGGCAUCAGUGACGGCGUCACAUCCAGUCUCAACGCUGCCCGGUCAAAUAUCCAGAACGACAUCGCCUCGGCGAACCGGUUUAUUCAGGAGGCGGCUACGAAGCUUAAUAGCGCAACGAGCCUCAUCAGCGUCAACAUCUCCAUCCCGCAAUUCUCCAUCCCCUCCCUGAGCAGUCUCCAGGACGUCAAAGUCUCGACCGACUUUCAGGACUCGCUCGUUCGACUCAACGCUACCAUCCCAUCCCUCACCGCCCUUCGCGAGAAGCUCAAUACACUCACCGAAAAGCCCUUCAACCUGCUGAAGGCAGAAAUGAACUCUACCCGCCUCGAGCUCGCUUCGUCCUUCAACACCUCUAUGCUGCCCACCCCAUCCCUGUCGUCCCUCUCGGCCAACGCGGCGCGCGAGAUGGAGGCAGAGCUCUGCGGCAAUCUCGAUACCAGCCUGGUGGACGAUACGGCCAACGCCCUGCACAAGCUCGCCAAUAUCUCGAUUGGGUUGAUGAUUCUUGUGCUCUUCCUCGUUUGGGGGACGCUGUGCGUAUGGGAGUGGAGAAGGUGGAAGGCGAUGAAGGAUACGGUGGAGCUGGUAGUUAGGGAGUGGGAGCGGGAGGGCAGAGCGGACGCUUGGCGCGCAGUGGCGAUUAUCGAGAACCCGGUAUUGGAGAAGUACGGCUCGCCUGUGCUGAGGCGGUUCACGCGGAGCGAGCGGACCAGGAUCAACGUCAGGUGGUACCUGGCCUACCUCUCCCACCCCACCUGCCUCGCCCUUCUCUUCAUAGCGGCCAUCGGCUUCCUCUCUCUCCAGCUCCAACUUGUCGCUCUGAACGGUAUCAGGAAUCACGCCCGGGCCAACGCCAACGCUACCGUCGCGCAGUCUACCAACUCCAUCACUGCCAAGCUCAACGCAAUGGCUACCAAUGCAAGUCGGCAGUACGCGGCAGAUUACAACCUCGUCGUCGCGGGCUAUCAGAAGCGGAUCGACGAGGAGCUUUUCGGGCAUUGGGUGAACACUACUGGAGUGGCUUUGAACGCGACGCUGGUGGAUUUCUAUGACGAUAUUGAGAAGGUCCUGAACCAAACCUUCGGCGGAACCGUCCUCUACAAUCCCAUCAACACCUUCAUGUACUGUAUCCUCGGGUCCAAGAUCGACUCGCUCUCCGCCGCACUUACCUGGCUCCGAGACCACGCGCAUAUCAACCUCCCUACCCUCCCGCCCGACGUCCUCAUGCUCUCCCCGGCGGCUAUGGCCGAGAUGACGGGUCCCAUCUCCGCCGCUGCUGUCGGAUCUGGAACUGGCGCCGACGGGAAGGAUGAUGAGGGGAUCGUCGGGGACCUCAUUCGUCAUUUCCAACAGGCCAUUGAGUACGAGCGCAACUUUUACGCAACCCUUAUCGGUGUCUGGCUGGGCUUUGCGCUCGUCGGGCUGCUGGUGGUCGCGUGGAACUCGGGUGGGGAGGAGCGGUACCGGUCAUGGCGGGGACAAGAGGGCGAGAGCGAGGCGGCGGGCCCAGGAGGAGGAGGGGAGGAGAAGGUCUGGCCGUGGACCAAGGAGAAGACACCGGUGUAUGACGAACAUACGGAGCAGCAGUUCCGCGGUACCGCUCCUCCCACUCCUGUGGCGGGCCAGCAGAGCUUCAUCGACUACAACGACGCCGGUCACACCCAGCCUCGUCCAUUUCUCCCCCGCAAAUCUACCUUCGGAAGCAUCGCCUCGCUUAUGGCGCCCGGCGAGAACUUUCUCAAGUUUGGCCGAUCGAAAACGCCCCUGCUACCGGACGACUCGGACCGGCUCGUCCACCCCGGAACCUCAUCGGAGGGUUACAACUUUGCCGCCCAGCCCGCCGCUCGCGCCAUGAUUCAAGAGCGGGAGAGACAGCGACCGCGGUCGGACCUCGAGACCCCACCACCGUUCUGGGUGAAGCGAUUUGCUGGGGAUGGCGUCAAGUCGUUCUUCCCCAGCAGGGGUCAGCGGCAUGGCGAGGCGAUGCAAAACGGUGCAGGUAUGGGGACGAUCGAGCGUCUGGACACUGACGAUACUGUCCCCAGCUUCGGGCGGACCGACUCCGGUCGGGACAGAGAUGAAACCCCACAACCUGGCUACCCCCGCCCCAUGUCCCGCGCGUCAACGGUCGCUACCGGUAGAUCUAUCAAGGUCGUUCCCGCCCGCAAUCCCUUCGAGAACCCUCCAGCCAUGCCGGGGAAACACGACUCGGUCGACAUGCUCGAUGAUGGCGAGUAUGACAACGCUCCGGUACCAGGCUCGGUCGACUACUCGCGGCGGUACUCGUACGGGAGCGAAGGGGAGCAGCAUGGGUGGCCUGCAGGAUACGAUAUCGUGGGCCACUAUACAGGCGCAAGUGGGCCGGGGACGCCCAUGUCGGAGAUGAGUGAGGCGCGUGUCGAGUCUGUGCAUGUGGGGAGGGCGGCGGAGGCUGGGAUAUUGAUGAAUGAGAGGAGGCGGCGGGGACCACUGGAUGGGAUGGGGCGGAUCUAA